Molecule: messenger RNA, 882 nt
Organism: Talaromyces rugulosus
Lineage: Eukaryota; Fungi; Ascomycota; Eurotiomycetes; Eurotiales; Trichocomaceae
Exons: 2
Coding region: 1-882 (293 amino acids)
Source: RefSeq, a predicted model, not a curated record
AUGGAGGCCUUGCUGGCGCACUCCUUUGACUACCUCUCCUCGUACGAGCCCAACAAGAUUCGCAAGGGCCUGCGUCAGGUUGAAGGCUUGCUGGCGCAAAUAUGUCUUUCGCGGGCCAAGCAAUCGCCAGCUGAGAAAAGAAGAUCAAUGAUUCCCUUGGGUCAGGAACAGCCAGCACCAAAAGAACUGGGCGAGCUCGCAGACGACCCUGCCUUCAGAGAGUUUUUCAAACUGCAGGAAGGUUUUCAGUGGAAUGUUUCUCUGCGACUGGUCUGCUGUCUCGAACAUCUGCUUGGACGGGGAAGCAACGGCACAAACGAUCUUCUCAUCAUAUCCACACUCGACUUGAUCCAGGGAGUGCUCCUCCUGCACCCGCCAUCACGGUCCCUGUUUGCGCGAGAAAUCUACAUGAACAUUCUUCUCGACCUGUUGGACCCGGUGAACUGCCCGGCCAUCCAGUCAUCCACCCUCCUCACUCUGGUGACUGCGCUCCUCGACCAGCCCGCCAACACGCGCACAUUUGAGCUGUUGGAUGGGCUUUUGACGGUGACCUCGCUCUUCAAGAUGCGAUCGACGUCGCGAGAAGUCAAGCUCAAGCUCGUCGAGUUUCUCUACUUUUACCUCAUGCCGGAAACACCAAAUAUGCCUAUUGUCGCGGCUAGCGCGCCAAACACCGCAGUAACCGGAGGAUUGCAUCGCAGUCCUAGCAAGCUGUCCGGAGCCUUUGCGCGCAGCGUCAACUCGGCUAGCGAGACUCGUGCGGAGCGCGACACACGCAGCACGGAAGAGAAGCAAAAGCUGCUCGGUCGAUAUCUGAGCAACGUCGAGGAUUUGGUUGAAGACCUAAAAGAAACCGCUCCAUUUGGGAGCACGGUAUACUAG